AUGUCCAACAGCAGGGAGCCCUUUGGUAAGGACUCCAAAGACAAGACGAUUCUAUUUCAAGUUGAAGCAGACAGAAUUUUGAAUCACACAGAUGAAAAUGAGGCUCAAAACAAAGUGAAUGCCGGUCGCGACGCAACCCCGUACUUGGAGAGCAGCAAAGUGGGCCGGGACGCCAUCGACUCUGCGGACGCCCUGACGGAGAUGGGCAAGUAUUUGUUUGUCGAACGACGCUUGCCGACUUAUGACAUCGCUGUCGUCAUCACCAGAUUGGACAUGUGCAGACGAAAGGACCAGCAUUCGCCGUGCAACCGAGGAACUGCAGGCUUCGCAUACGUUGGAGGUGCUUGUGUGGUGAACAAGAGGCUGGAGAAGGUCAACAGCGUUGCCAUCGUCGAGGACACUGGAGGCUUUUCCGGCAUCAUUGUUGCAGCUCACGAAAUCGGCCACUUAUUGGGAGCAGUGCAUGAUGGGACGCCGCCGCCGAGUUACUUGGGCGGACCCGGAGCAACCAAGUGCCGCUGGGAAGACGGUUACAUCAUGAGUGACUUGAGACACACGGAAACCGGCUUCCAAUGGUCCCCGUGCUCCAUUGAGCAAUUCCAUCACUUCCUGCAAGUGACGAGAGAGUGUGCUCACAGUUGUUCUGCUUUGAUGCCAAAUCCGGGUACUGCGUGUCGUACCGACCCGCCGCUGAAGUUUUGCGUCAACGGGAAAUGCGUGGCAGAGGAGGAGAACGCCAUUCCGGACUUCAACGACCUGAGCGACUCGUUGGACGGGAUCGACAGGGUGUCCGGCAGGGACUUGCCGGGUUUCCACGCGUCGGCGUCCACGCUGCAAAACGCCAAGUUCACGAGCAGGGCGCCGGACGUGGAGGUGGAACGGUCGUCCCUGGCGCCGCCCGCCAACAACAAGCGGUUCCAGUCCCCGUGGAGCAGCAAUUGGCGGAGCUCCAGCGCGAGAACCACGUUCAGCACGACGGCUGCUGAAGUCACUACUGCAUCGACGUCGACGACGACGACGACGUUGCCGGUGCUGGUGACGAGGGAGGAGAAGUCCAGUAAUCCCGUGGUGGUCGACGAGACAGACGAAAUCCACAACAGCGACGGCCGGAGCCGUCGACGCAGAAAGCCCGACGACGGGCCUGUCACUGUCGCAGUCUCGACGCGACAACACGACCCCGAGGUCGGCGUCCCGGGCCGCCACACGAAUGUGGACCUUUUCGUGAUCGCAGUGGCGGCGGCAGCACUGCUGCAGACGCCGCCGCCGUGGACACCUCGGGUUCUUCGGGGCAACCGGCGGCGGUCGCUGGUUGUGCCUAACCCGCUGACGCUUGGACGGUUCCGUCGUCGGCGGCGGCGGCGGUGGCGGCUUCACCAAGUCGCCGGUGAAGACGUCGACGUCGAGUGCGUCGCUGUCGAGCAGCAGUGA
This is a messenger RNA of Notodromas monacha, 1428 nucleotides long. The record is from the annotation of a GenBank genome assembly. Lineage: Eukaryota; Metazoa; Arthropoda; Ostracoda; Podocopida; Cyprididae.